Molecule: messenger RNA, 2888 nt
Organism: Clarias gariepinus (North African catfish)
Lineage: Eukaryota; Metazoa; Chordata; Actinopteri; Siluriformes; Clariidae
Gene: azin1b
Product: antizyme inhibitor 1b
Exons: 12
Coding region: 386-1693 (435 amino acids)
Biological process (GO): positive regulation of polyamine transmembrane transport; negative regulation of protein catabolic process
Cellular component (GO): cytoplasm
Molecular function (GO): ornithine decarboxylase activator activity; ornithine decarboxylase activity
Source: RefSeq, a predicted model, not a curated record
UUCUGUAGACGAGAGCCAGGCGCUUGUGUGUGUUACAAACCGUUGAUUCGCGAGUAUAUGGCAAAAACGGCCGCUUAUCUUUCUUCCCCUUGUGUCCCCACUACUCUUUAAAAAUUCCGCCGAAAAAGAGGAGACGAUCUUCCAAAACCUUCAAGCCGUUAUCUCACGGCUCCCCUCUUUCUGUACAAGUGUAUAAGCGCUACCCAGAAGGCCUAGGGAAGGCACUCUACCGCGAGCAAUUCGACUUCAACGCGGAGCCGCCUUGGGAUCCUAGCUGAUAGCGGGAGAAAUCCAUCUCCCAGCUAGUCCAUUUUGUUGCAUAUUAACAGGACCCAAAGGCUCAGUACACUCUCUAUGAUUGUCGGAUCUGCGGACUACGGUUGAGAUGAAAGGAUUUACUGAUGAACUGAACUACACUGUUGACCUGCUUGAGGGCGGGACAACCCUCGAAGAUGUCAUUGACAGCCGCAUUUAUGAACAAGCUUUGGCGGAAAAAAAUGCAUUUGUUGUGGCUGACCUCGGCGCGUUACUGCAGCAGCAUGUUCUGUGGCAGGGCACCCUACCCCAUGUUCGGCCGUUCUACCCUGUCAAAUGUAACAGCAGCCCUGCAGUCAUUGAGAUACUGGCUGCUCUAGGAGUCGGUUUUGUGUGUGCAAAUAAGGCCGAAGUUUCAAUGGUACUCAAUCAUGACGUCUCUCCUACAAACAUCAUCCUGUCUGGUGUCUGCAAACAGCAGUCCCACAUCAAACACGCUGCCAAGAACGGCGUCGACUACCUGGUGUGCGAUAACGAGGCUGAGCUUGGAAAAAUCGCCCGUGCUCACCCAAACGCCAAGCUGCUCUUGCAGUUGUGCACCGAGGCUCAAACAGAGGAGGCAAGCAUGGUGUUUGGCUGCUCGCUGAAAAGUUGCAGGCAUCUUUUAGAAGCUGCCAAGGAGCUGGGAAUGGAUGUGGUUGGUGUAGUAUUCCAGGUACCAGCGUCAUGCAAAGACUCUCAAGUGUAUGCCCAUGCCCUGUCUGAUGCCCGGUGUGUUUUUGAUAUGGGGGAGGAGCUUGGGUUUAAUAUGGAGAUUUUGGAUAUUGGGAGUGGAUUCAGUGGUUCUGAGUAUCAGUUAAAACAGACCCAUGCUGCUAUUAGACCGUUGUUGGAGGCCUAUUUUCCUGUUAUGUCUGGAGUGCAAGUGAUUGCUGAGCCGGGAACCUUUUACGUGUCUUCCUCUUUUACCCUGGUUGUAAAUGUCAUUGGCAAGAAAUUGGUAGCCGGAGAUCUCCAUGGUGAGUCUAAAGAGCUGACUCCAAGCGAUGACCCUGAAUUUUUGUACUAUUUGAGCGAUGGUGUAUUCGGAUCAUUUGUUGGCAAGCUGUUGGGAAACAUCAUUCCAUGUCCCACAGUGCACAAGAUGUCACUCUCGGCAGAUGAGCUGGUGUUCUCCAGUAGCCUGUGGGGUCCAUCCUGUGACGCUUUGGACCAGGUGGUAGAGCACUGCUUCCUUCCUGAGCUCUCGGUUGGAGACUGGCUCAUCUUUAAAAACAUGGGGGCCAGUGGCCAUGAGGAGACAGCGGUCAUCAGUGACUCUGAAAAACCACCUGUGUAUUACACCAUUUCUGAAAGCUCCUGGUUUGAGAUACAGGAGGCGGGAAUCUUGCUUGACAACACCAUGAAGAACUUUUCAUUAGUCCCAUAUGGCUUGUAGUUAAAAACACUGUCUCUGCUCUCCGACUCGGGUGAUUAAAUGACCUCUACAGUGAAUAAACCAACAGCCAUAAGCAGAACGGUUAAUGCUUAGCUACUAAGAAAACAUGAUGACCAGUGGCAUUUGGGAUCACAAAAUAAUUGUUCUUGUCUUAGUUUCUCACAUUUUAUUGGUUGAAAUGCCUUUUUUUUUGGGUCAGCCAAAUGGAAGAGUCAAAAAGCCUCAUAUAUUUAGUAAUAACAUAUGCAACAAAAUGGAUGGCUGUGGAGAUGGAAUCCUAUUUGGGUUUCUUUAUCAAAAAUCGUUUACAUAAUUGUUUAAUUAAUUUAAUUAUUUACUGAUUACCUGCUGAUGGUCUUGUAAAUGAGUUGUCUGUUGCACCAUUAUGCACUUGUGUAUAUUAAAAUCAAAUGUGAUUUUAAUGAGUUAUUUUAGAUAAUAGAGUUAAGUGUAUUACAGCCCUGUGUGUAGUUUGACACAGUGAAAUUUCGAUAUUUGUGCUUACCCCUUAUUCUUGACCAUGGGUUUCUAGAACUGUGGAGUGCAACUAAACUCACUGCUAUGUUUCCAUUGCAACACUUGUGGCACUAUUUCCCAGUAUUGGUCUGUAUUUCAAGUUGCAUCUUGGUUGUGUGCCAUGAUCAAAUUUGUGACCUCAAAAGACUCGUCGUAAGAACGUUAGGCACCUGCACUCUUUCCUUACAUAAUUAUGACAGAUGUAUGUUCGACAUUAAAGGAACCUCUGAGAUAAGGGAUGGUGAUCCCAAGCAAGAUUACUCAAACCUAUUCUGAGUACCAGUCAAACUUUCGAUACAUACUCUAACAUUCAUACAUUUUAUUAUGAAUAUCCAAGAUUUGGUCAUGUAUUUUAAUUAAAAAAUACAUCAUUCUUUUAUGAAUGGUGUAAAAGUACCCCUAAUGUGUUUUAUUUAGGAUUUUGUAAAAGCAGAAUCAGGUUAAUUUUGAAAUUUAUCACAGUAAAACUUAAUCAUAUCUUAAAAAUGCUACUCUUGUUCCCAAAUCUAUUGCUAAAAUGCCUGUAUUUCCACAGUGGCAAAUGAAAUCAUCUUGUUAGAAAUGUAAAUUAUUUUUGUCUAAAGAAAUAAUUAUGGACCAUGGCCUGUUUUUUGACUAUAAUAUUGUGUUAAAGUAAUGAAACUACUAACCGUAAAAUAAUACAUUUUCUUGUCUGAAA